Molecule: messenger RNA, 2444 nt
Organism: Epinephelus moara (kelp grouper)
Lineage: Eukaryota; Metazoa; Chordata; Actinopteri; Perciformes; Serranidae
Product: leucine-rich repeat and fibronectin type III domain-containing protein 1-like protein
Exons: 10
Coding region: 189-2228 (679 amino acids)
Molecular function (GO): protein binding
Source: RefSeq, a predicted model, not a curated record
CCGGAGGAGAAACAGCCUCUACCUAACCGGAGAGGAAGAGGAGGGAGGCGCGCAGGCCUUUGGAUCCAUCUCCCUGGGCCAUCUUUUUUCUUUUCAGUCCAUCUCCAGUCGCCACAAUGUAUCUUCAUGUUGAGUCUUAAUAAAUCACAGCACGCCACAUAGAGUUGCCCUGUUCCCAGUGGAGGAUAAUGGAACGGCUGUGGUUCUCUUUGCUGUUGCUGGCAGCAGCAUGCAGGGGACAGCCGUGUCCGAAACGCUGUAUGUGCCAGAGCCUUUCUCCAUCGCUUGCUAUCCUCUGCUCCAAGACGGGCUUGCUGUUUGUUCCUGCUGCCAUUGACCGACGCACCGUGGAGCUACGGCUUCAAGAGAACUUCAUAACAGCUGUCCGAAGAAAGGACUUUGCCAACAUGACCAGUCUGCUACAUCUGACCCUGUCCAGAAACACCAUCAGUCAGAUUCUCCCUUCAGCCUUCAGUGACCUGCGGCGACUCAGAGCACUCCACCUAGACUCUAACAGAUUAACAGUGAUCAAGGAUGACCAUUUUAAGGGCCUGACAAACCUUCGUCACCUAAUCCUUGCUAACAACCAGCUCCACUCCAUAUCCCCCCAUGCCUUUGAUGACUUCCUGUCCACAUUGGAGGAUCUCGACCUCAGCUACAACAACCUUGCCCAGGCGCCCUGGGACACGAUCGGGCGCCUAACCAACGUCAAUACCCUAAAUAUGGAUCAUAACCUCAUAGAAAAUGUUCCCCAGGGGGUAUUCACCAACCUACAUAAGCUGGCAAGGUUAGACAUGACGUCCAACAAGCUGAAGAAAAUUCCCCCGGACCCUUUGUUCCUGAGAAUCCCAGUUUAUGCCAAGUCCAGAGGCUCCCCCCUCUCCUCCCUGGUGUUAAGUUUUGGUGGCAACCCCCUUCACUGUAACUGUGAACUUCUGUGGUUAAGAAGACUGACCAGAGAAGAUGACCUCGAGACAUGCGCCUCUCCCCCUGACCUCAGUGCCAAGUACUUCUGGACGAUACCUGAAGAGGAGUUUAUUUGUGAUCCACCAGUUCUGACACGGAAGUCACCUCAUACAGUGGCAAUGGAAGGCCAGCCAGCCAGCCUCAAGUGCAAAGCGAAUGGCGACCCAGAGCCUGAAGUCCACUGGAUCAGCCCUGAAGGGCGACUUAUAUCUAAUGGCUCCAGAACAUUGGUCUUCCCCAAUGGAAGCCUGGAGAUCAAUGUAACAUCCCUGAAGGAUUCAGGUAACUUCACCUGCAUUGCCUCCAACGCAGCAGGUGAAUCCACAGGAAGGGUGGAGCUAGUCGUAACAGCGAUGCCCCAUCUGGCAAACAGCACAAGCCGCAGCCGAGACCCGUCCUCUGAACCUGCACCCUCUGACAUCCUAACCUCCUCUAAGGUCGCGCUGCCUAACAAUGAGACAAGAGGAGCAGACCGGAGGGUCUCAUUGGUGGAACUGACAGGGAACUCUGCCCUCAUUAGAUGGAGCAGUCAGACUCCUACAACUGGAGUCAGGAUGUUCCAGGUCCAGUACAACAGCUCCGGGGAUGACACGCUGGUUUACAGGAUGAUUCCAUCCACCAGCAAUGACUUCCUGGUUCGGGACCUCGCCGCUGGACGCAACUACGACCUUUGCGUCCUGGCUGUGUUUGAUGAUGUCAUCACAUCACUGACUGCAACCCGUCCUCUGGGCUGUCUGUCAUUCACCACAGACACAGAGUUCAGCCAGUGCCAAGCAUUGCACAGCCACUUCCUGGGUGGCACAAUGAUCAUCAUCAUUGGAGGGAUUAUUGUUGCAUCUGUGCUGGUUUUUAUUAUCAUCUUAAUGAUACGAUACAAGGUUUACAGCCACCAAGGGGCAGGCCACGGAAAAGCAGCCAUCGCGGCGACAGCGCCAAGACCACAGAGCAAUGGACAAGGAGGAGGCGGACAGGUCCAAGUUCUCCCUCGCUCUGCCUCAAAAAUGCCUGACAGUCAGGACGACCAAGCGCUGGCGCCGUCCAGGGCCAUGUCGCCUAGCAACACUCUGAGAGACACUGUGGCAUUGGUCGAGGAGGAGAGCAGUGGACGGAGCAUAAUGACAAGGACUGACUCCUUGGCCAAUGAGGAGUUGCUCUCGCCCACCAAGGCCCGCUUCUCCUCCAGGGUGGCCAUUGAGAUGAAAAGCAGACCACCAUCUGUCGCCAAAGAGCCCACCUCCCCCAAGGAACUGGCAGAACCCUGAUGAUGUUGUUCUGAGUGGAAGUCGUGGAGAACGUCACCACCAGGGGGAAGCUGGUGAAAACUGAAGAAAAACAAGGCCCUAUAGCUCCUCUCCCGUAUCUCCUGUUUACUGUACCCAUUACUUUGUUUCCAUGAGUAUCAUGGGGUAAUAGACCUGUACUGUCUGGUUUACUUUUAACUGCUAAUCUUGGUUCUCAUGUCUGGAUUGGAUGACCAU